Molecule: messenger RNA, 2316 nt
Organism: Osmia bicornis bicornis
Lineage: Eukaryota; Metazoa; Arthropoda; Insecta; Hymenoptera; Megachilidae
Product: DNA polymerase delta subunit 2-like
Exons: 7
Coding region: 154-1572 (472 amino acids)
Biological process (GO): DNA strand elongation involved in DNA replication; DNA replication
Cellular component (GO): delta DNA polymerase complex
Molecular function (GO): DNA binding
Source: RefSeq, a predicted model, not a curated record
AUGUUGAAUGCUAUACAUAUUUAUUGUAUUUCAAAUCAAGCGCCUAUACCUAUAAGUUUAAACAAUUUUUUAUAUAGAUAAAACUCAUCUGAGUCAUAUUUAAAAGUGGAGUAUACUUAUACACACAGUCAAGAAUGAAAAUCAAUUUUUGAAAUGGAAGUUGAUCCGCCAUUAGUAUAUCGUCGCAAAUCAUUCGAGUUUCAAGAUUUUGGAAAGUUUAAAAUCGUUUCAAGGGAUUUUAAAACGCAAUAUUGUAACACAUACAUUGCACGAUUAGCAGCGUUAAGAAAGCAUCUUAUACAAAAAGCAAAACUCAAAUGGGGUGAAUUUACAGAGAUUACAGUUGUUUAUAAAUUUCAGGUUAUUUUUCUAACUUAUGUUAUUUCAGCUCAGCACGAAAUUAUUACGCUCGUAGAACUUUCUGAAAGAAAUGAAAGUAAAAAUUGUAUCUUAAUAGGAACAUUAUAUAAACAUCAAGAAUUAAAGCCGUCAAUAUUACGCGAACUUAGCGAAGAACUACAAUUAGUAACUCAACCAGCUAGGACAAAUUAUGCAUCAUCUAAAGAUAUAUUGUAUUUGGAAGAUGAAGUAUUACGUAUUAAAUUGGUCGGUAAUCACGUGAACGUUAAAGAUGUAGUUACCGGUGUUAUUUGUGCUGUAUUGGGGCGGGAAUUGGAAAAUGGUGCAUUUUCAGUAAUAGAUUGGUGUUUACCAGGAUGUUGCCCAAAACCAUCAACAUGUAACCAGUUGCCAUCAAGAAAAGGAAAAAUUUUAAUAAUGUCAGGAUUAGAUUUAGUAAAUAAUACAGAAUCAUUAAGUUUAAGUCUCUUAUCUGAAUGGAUAACUGGAAUGAUCGGUUGUAAGGGAAAUCAGGAAGAAGUGGCAUCCAUUGUGUGUAUUAUUAUAGCAGGAAAUAUCAUAAGAGGAUCUGUGGAAACUCAUAAUCAUAAAGGAUAUUUUGAAAAUAAAACAUACGAGGAAAGUGUGUUCAAAAAAACUGCAAUGGCAACUCAUAAACUUGACAAUUUUCUUUGUCCUAUAGUACAAAAUUGCCCUGUAAUAUUAAUGCCUGGAGAGUUUGAUCCAACAUGUCAUACAAUACCUCAGCAGCCACUUCAUCCUUGCAUUUUGCCCCAAUGUGCUAGGUUUAAAAGCUUCUAUGGAGCAACUAAUCCAUGGAUUGGUAGUAUCAACUCUUGUAUUGUAGCUGGAUCUAGUGGUCAACCUAUUACAGAUAUUAUGAAAGUAGCUGAUAUUGCUAAUGUUUCACCAUUAACAUGGUUGGAACGUACAUUAGAUUGGCAACAUUAUGCACCAACUGGGCCAGACACUAUUCCAACUUAUCCAUGCGAUGAGGUUGAUCCAUUUAUUAUGACAGAGUGUCCUGAUGUAUAUUUUGCUGGUAACAUGGAUAAAUAUGAUACUAAACUAUUCACAGAGCAUAUAUCCACAGCAGAGGAAGGACAAAUGGUUAGGUUGAUAUGUGUUCCAAAAUUUUCUAAGACACAAACAGUUGUGUUAGUUGAUUUAGAGAAUUUAAAAUCUUGGCCUGUUUCUUUUGCUAUUGAUUAAUUUAAUACAUUCAAUUACUAUAUCUUAAAAUAUUGGUACAAACGGGGAACGAAGUAUAUAAUGAUGAGUUUGUAAAAGAAAUAAUGAAAGUUUCUUAUAUAUUAUUAACAGAAAUUGUACAUAGCAAAUAUAUUAUUUAUUCUAUAAAUAUAAUGGAUUUACUUGCUUGUAUGUACCUUCUUCAUAUUCAGUAGUUUUUUUUUAUGUACUGGGUAUAAUAUUCAUCAUGACGACCCACGUGGCUGUGCUCUUUGCAUGCUCUGGGGUGUCUGGGACCCCUCGAAAACAAAGGCAUAUCCAGUCUUCUUGUAUCUGUAGUCACUGCCUUAAAAUUUUUGUUAUGGUUUCUUGAGCGGACGAAGUGAUUGCAUUUUUAGUGAAUUAACUGAUUAUUAACAAAUUUCAAGAUUUUUUCGGGAUUUUCGAUAGUGAACAGCUACUGAUUUAUAUACAGUGAUCUACUGAUGUCAGUAUCGGGCAUAAAUAUUUAACUACAUACAAUACUUCCUGGAUCAUCCAGAGAUAUGACAUGUAACGUAACACAAAGAGAAGUCUACAACGGAAAAAUCAUUGCAGAAUGCCGGUAUGACUUCGUGGAUUGCCUCCUUUUCUUAUAUUAUAUUUAUUUCCAAUCUAAAUAACAAUAUAUUAAUGUAAUAAAUUUCAUUAUUUUCCUAAAUACAGUGGAUCUGCAGUGCUUAUGCAGAUGCUUUAAUGGAAUAAAAAAUCAAAUAAUAUCAUAAA